AUGGCGUCCAUUGACGACCUUCCUGUGGAGUUACUCUCCCGUGUUUUUCGAUUUCUCUACAUCGAGAACCGAACUGAUGCGUUCCAGCUCUCCUACUAUGACGAACCCGAGGAGUCCGGCGACGAGGACGAUAUUGGGCAAACGCGAUGGGCGGCUCUCUUCCCCCACUGUGCCGUGGCAAGGACAUGUCGACUUUGGCGUCGUAUCCUCGCUGUCACUCCGAACUAUUGGGACCGGGUGAUUUUUGACCUUUGUGACGAUCCAACGCCAUGGUUAGACUCGUUCGGUUGGUCGAAGGAACUCCCGCUUCAGGUGGCCGUGUUCAAUUCCUCUCCAGACGCGAGGUGCCCCAACAUCAAUCCCGAAUUGCAAAAGGAGUUCGCAGAAUUGGAACUCUCACGAAUGCAUACGUUAAUGGUAUCCCUGACGCCUCAUAUCGAGCGAUGCACAUUGAUCUACUUUUUCCGACCUCUCUCCCUCCUCCAGCUUUCUUUCUCCAACACCGCCCGCCUGAUCUUCACGAAUUCAUCCGUCAUGGGACCUGCCAUCCAACUUGCUACCCCUUCGACGACUGUUCGAGGAAAAUGUGUAAAUUUCAUCUCCGCGGCUUUACUCCACGACUCGGACCGCCUCCUUUGCCGAUUUGCGCCGGAUGCAAUGAUAUUCAAGUCCUGCGACAUCCCGCCCUUCGAUGAUGCGUUCUUCUCCUCGAAGGUCAUUCUGGAAAACAUCCCGGCAUCGACAGACCUUCGUGGUAUCCUUCACACGUGGUUUGGAACGGACCUCAUUGUCAGAUCCUCGCCAUGCUUCAAUGACGCACUGCUGGUCUGGUUAUCGGAGGAUCGAAGCCGCGCUCGAUUCCUAACAAUCCUCGAUAUUGAAAAUUGCGAUUCAAUCACCAUUAAGGCCUUGCAGAAACUUAUCCGUCGCAAACGGAAAUCAGUGAACUCGUACUCGUCAGACAAUUCAGAGGAGGAGGAUGUGGCAGUGUACCCUCAUGGCAUUUACAUGCUAUCCGUAUGCGGGGACGAUUUUUCUCUGACAGAGAAGGAGUUGCGUUGGUUCGAGAGUCACGUCGAGGACGUAAUGUUUGCAAAAUCCGAUGGCACACCGUUUGAGCCAAGUUGUAGUUUCUUCCAACUUACCGUCAACCAGGACAGGUAG
This is a messenger RNA of Cyclocybe aegerita, 1164 nucleotides long. Lineage: Eukaryota; Fungi; Basidiomycota; Agaricomycetes; Agaricales; Hemipholiotaceae. The record is from the annotation of a GenBank genome assembly.